UAGUACUAUGGGGUUAAAUUUUGAUACAUUCCAAGAAAGGAUUUCCGAUUCAGAAGAUGAUAUACCUCUGAUUGCUAUCGGUUCAAGAAAGAUAAAGAAAAAUACAAAAACAAUAAAAAAAAGGAGAAAUAAAGAUUGUAAAGAUAAAGUGGAUGCAAAAGAAAUUGAAUUAACUGAAGAGGAACAAAGACUGGAAUUACUUGAGCGAGCAACUUCGGAUAAUUAUUUAAAAUCUCCAUACAAAUGUGAGAAAUGUUACAAAGGUUUUGUUGAUCCACAGGCUUUUACUAAUCAUAUGGAGAAACAUGAAAAAAGUAGUGGCCCAUAUGAAUGUAUAAUUUGUAAACUUAGAUAUACAAGUAGUAGACAGUUGCGAGCACAUGUUGCCUCUGCACAUGCACGUCGGUAUUCCUGUACAAAAUGCCCUCAUCGUUCCCAUACGAGACAUCAAGCCAGAGAUCAUGAGAAAUGGCACAACGGAUAUACAUAUCCUUGUAGGAUAUGCGGACAGAAGUUUCAAAAACCUACAUCUUUUUUAACUCAUAUGCGUAAGAAUCAUUCAGAACAUGUUUGUGUGAGAUGUGGUGAUAGUUUUGUUGGAAGACAUGGACUUUUGAUGCACAUCAGUAAAACACAUAGACGUGAACAGGAGAAAGAGAAUUCUGAAGAUUCAGCAGCAGAAAGAUUCUGUUCUGAUUGCAACAUACAGUUUUUAAAUUUAAAUGCAUGGAAGAAACAUGUAUUGACGUCAUACAAACAUACAAUGAGAAAUGAUAACAGUAAUUGUAAUAUUUGCGGUGUAGCUGUGACGUCAGAGAAUCGAGGUUCACAUAUGCGUAACCAUAUGAGGGAGCUUCGCCCCUCAGUACCAGCACCCGAAGUCCCCGCAACACCAGCACUGCAAUGCUCACAGUGCGAAGGUCAAUUUAUAUCUCGAUCCAGACUUCAAGCUCACGUGAGACGUGUUCAUCUCGGACUCAAGUACGAUAAGAAUGUUGUCUGUGAGAUGUGCGGCAAGAAAUGUACCUCAGCAGCAGGUCUUCGUUACCACCAGCGAGUACACACUGGUGAGAGGCCAUACUCAUGCGCACUCUGUCCUGCGCGCUUCGCACAUCGCGCACGACUGCGUGUACAUGCGCGUACACAUUCCGGCGACAGACCUUACGCAUGUCAUACAUGUGAUAAACGAUUCACGCAAAAACCAGCACUCAAUAGACAUUAUAGAGUCCAUUCAGGUGCGAGACCGUACGCUUGUACGCAAUGUACAAAAUGUUUUAGUCAAUCCAACUCUCUCAAGUUACAUGUACGUACUGUACACCUCAAGUUGCCACACGUCAGGAAGAAAGAUAACGGCCAGCAAUAAAUUGUAU
Messenger RNA from Papilio machaon (common yellow swallowtail), 1370 nucleotides. Its product is annotated as zinc finger protein 709. The transcript has 10 exons. The coding region runs from base 8 to 1363 and encodes 451 amino acids. Gene Ontology annotation, cellular component: nucleus. The record is from RefSeq and is a predicted model, not a curated record. Gene Ontology annotation, biological process: regulation of transcription by RNA polymerase II. Gene Ontology annotation, molecular function: DNA-binding transcription factor activity, RNA polymerase II-specific; RNA polymerase II cis-regulatory region sequence-specific DNA binding. NCBI's taxonomy places the organism in Eukaryota, Metazoa, Arthropoda, Insecta, Lepidoptera, Papilionidae.